AUGAGGACACCACACCGAAUUCCGAAAUCCCCACACCACUUGUAUAUCUAUGUUGUGCCCCACAGUGUAGAUGGGCCAACAGCUUCCUCGUAUCCUGAGGAACCUCAGACUGUGCAGGACCAGGCCUGCCUUCCAAGAGGGAAGAGGUUCUCCUGUACUGAGUGCGGGAAACGUUUUUCAGAUAAGCACUAUUUUUAUAAACAUCAGAAAUUGCACGCAUGUGGGAAUCCCUAUUUGUGCCCCGUGUGUGGGAAAAUCUUUUCAAGUAAUUCCUAUCUUUCCAUACAUCAGAGAUCUCACACGGGGGAAAAGCCGUAUUGUUGCUCUCUGUGCGGGAAAUGUUUUUCACACAAGUCCAGUCUGAACAGCCACCAAAGGACUCACACGGGCGAAAAGCCAUAUUCCUGCCCUGAGUGCGGGAAAUGUUUUUCACACAAGCCCAGUUUUAUUAGCCACCAACUGUCUCACACGGGUGACAAGCCGUAUUCCUGCCCUAAGUGCGAGAAAUGUUUUUCAAAGAAGUCCUUUCUUACCACACAUCAGAGAACUCACACGGGGGAUAAGAGGUUCUCCUGUCCUGAGUGCGGGAAGAGUUUCCGCUAUAAAUCCCGUCUUAACGCUCAUAAAAGGUCUCACACUGGUGAGAAGCCAUUUUCCUGUCCUGAGUGCGGGAAAUGUUUUUCAAAUAAGUUCAACCUCUCCAUACAUCAUAGGUCUCACACAGGUGAGAAGCCACAUUCCUGCUCCAUGUGCGGGAAAUUAUUUUCAGAUAAGUUCAGUCUUUCUGCACAUCAGAGAUUGCACCCGGGAAAGAAGCCGUACUCCUGUCCUGAGUGCGGGAAACGUUUUUCAGAUAAGUACUAUCUUUAUAAUCAUCAAAGAUUGCACACAGGGGAAAAGCCUUUUUCCUGUCUUGAGUGCGGAAAAUGUUUUGUACAAAAAUCAGACCUUGUGAAACAUCAGAGAUCUCACACGGGGGAGAAGCCCUAUUUUUGUUCUGAGUGCGGGAAAUGUUUUUCACAGAAGUCCAAUCUUAACAGCCACCAAAGGUCUCACAUAGGUGAGAAGCCGUAUUCCUGCCCUGAGUGCGGAGACGAUUUCGUACAAAAAUCAGAGCUUGCCACACAUCAAAGAUCUCACACGGGAGAGAAGAAGUUCUCCUGUACUGAGUGCGGGAAGCGUUUCCGUUAUAACUCCCGUCUUAACGUUCAUAAAAGGUCUCACACAGGUGAGAAGCCAUUUUCCUGUCCUGAGUGCGGGAAAUGUUUUUCAGAUAAGUACUAUCUUUAUUAUCCUCAAAGAUUGCACACAGGUAAGCAUCCGUAUUCCUGCCCUAUUUGCGGGAAAUGUUUUUCAAGUAAGUCUCGUCUUUCCAUACAUCAGAGGCUGCACACGGGGGAGAAGCCUUUUUCCUGUCUUGAGUGCGGAAAAUGUUUUGUACAAAAAUCAGACCUUGUGAAUCAUCAGAGAUCUCACACGGGGAGAAGCCGUAUUUUUGUUCUGAGUGCGGGAAAUGUUUUUCACAGAAGUCAAAUCUUAACAGCCACCAAAGGUCUCACAUAG
This is a messenger RNA of Staurois parvus, 1563 nucleotides long. The record is from the annotation of a GenBank genome assembly. Lineage: Eukaryota; Metazoa; Chordata; Amphibia; Anura; Ranidae.